Molecule: messenger RNA, 2288 nt
Organism: Cadophora gregata
Lineage: Eukaryota; Fungi; Ascomycota; Leotiomycetes; Helotiales; Ploettnerulaceae
Exons: 1
Coding region: 260-1618 (452 amino acids)
Biological process (GO): base-excision repair
Molecular function (GO): catalytic activity
Source: RefSeq, a predicted model, not a curated record
ACUUCACAAUGGUCAACUCAAUUGGAAUCAUCCAAAUGUAAGAACUUCUCGAUCAAUCACUCCAUUAGUCCUAUGAGGCAGAAGUUCGGAUGAUAAUCAAUUGAGAAUUAUACAAAUUUUGUUUUAGUCACUUGGUUCCCCUCUGCAUUUAUCACCGGAACAUCUAUAUUCUCCUACUGUAGGGUCCUGGAUCGUUAUCAUUCAUCAGUUGAUUCUUUUACAUUGCAUUUCAUGGUCACUCCUGUUCUUACCUCACACAAUGCCUGAUGUAACUCGAAAGCCGAAGGCCAAACUCGAACCUAUCGAAGAUGCAUCACUUCCUCACUCCCUCCGCUGGAAGCCCGAUAUUUCGAACUUUGAGGAUUCGAAACCUACACGCAAGCGAGUCAAGCGAUCACCAGAUAUCAAGUCUGAGGAACUGACUAAAACCCCAGUCAAACCACCAAGUCCUUCCAAGCCAGUCAGUUCGCCGAGUCUGAAGACCGCAGCUAAGAAGGCGAAGAAGUACCACUUCACGCCUGGUUCCACCCCGUAUCCAGAUCACAAUAUGCCUACACCUGAAGCCUGCGAGGAAGUCAAUCGUAUUUUAUCUAAGGCGCACGGGAAAGUCGAAGCACCGAAAAUCAUCGCUACGCCAUCAAUGAAAGUUGCUGGCUGUGGCGAGGUUCCUGACCUUCUCGAUGCACUCAUCCGAACUCGUCUGAGCGCCACAACAUCUUCUACUAACGCCAAUCGUGCCCUAGAAGGGCUCCAGAAAGCAUAUGGUCUCCAGACCUCGGGUCCUGGGAAAGGAAGCAUCAACUGGGAUGCUGUUCGGAGAUCUGAUAUCCCCAGUAUCACAGAAGCGAUCAAGCGAGGAGGGCACCAGAACGUCAAGUCGGUGGAUAUCAAGUCCAUCCUUGAUACUGUCUACGAGCAGAAUGUUGCCCGCCUCGAAUUCCUUCGCCACGGGGCGAAGUCUGAGGACCCCGAGAACGCUGUCCGAGAACAAGAACCUGCGUCCGAAGAGAUGAGAAAGGACGAGAUUGCUCUGCUAGAACGAAACAUGCUCUCCCUCGACCGCAUCACGCGCAUGAAACCCUUCGAAGCCAUGGAAGAAAUGAUGAAAUUCAAAGGAAUCGGGGUCAAAACCUCUUCCUGCGUUCUCCUCUUCUGCAUGAAAGUCCCCAGCUUCGCAGUCGACACGCACGUCUGGCGGCACUGUAGAUGGCUUGGUUGGGUUCCGGAGAAGGCCAAUAGAGAUCAGACGUAUAGUCAUUGCGAAGUUCGCGUGCCGGAUCAUUUGAAGUACUCGUUGCAUCAGUUGCUUAUUCUGCAUGGGAAGAGGUGUUAUAGGUGUAGGUCGAAUACGUCGUGGGGGACGAAGAAGUGGGAGGAGACCGUUUGUCCGAUUGAGCAUCUUGUGGACCGGAAGGAGGGGAAGAAGAGGCCCGGGUUUGUGGCGUUGAAGAAAGAGGUUGGUGAGGGUAAGGGGGGUGUGAAGAGGAAGAAGGUUGUGAGGAAGAGGGUGAAGAAGGUAGAUUCGGAUUCUGAUGAAGUAAGUGUAUUUCAGUUGUAUAUUUGUGAAAUUUUGCAAAGACUUGAAGGCUUUCAAAAUAAGGUACUGACCAGAAAAUGAUAGGAAUUAAGCGACUGCUCAGAUUUCAGCGAUAAUUAAGUUGAUGACGGGGGGCUGAUGUUGAUUGACACAUUUUGGAUAUACUUAUGAUCCUUACGACUCAAAUAUCAUUGCUAUAGGUUUAGACUAUCGGAGAUCUGCUGGGGAGGAUGCUACCUCGCUACUUGGACAAUCCAGUGUUGAUCAGCUGUGUACAUGGCAUAUAUGUGGAGUUUUGGAGGACAAGGCUUGGGUGCUGGCAAUAUAGUAAUCCUGAUACGUACAAAGACUCAAAGCAUAGAUUUAUUUAGAGCAAAUUUCUUGUACAAUGUCCACGAAAACAUAUCUUUUUCAAAUCAUGGGAUCAAAUGCAUACAACGAAGACACAUUCACUGAGGAUGAUUAGAUUUCUAUUGGUUGGUAGUUUGCCCAAACCAAUUCCAGCAUCGUAAAAAGUCCAAAAAAGACAGCAAAUGGGAGCCAAAUAAGCAGUAUCAAGAUCCAGUUGUAACAAUUCAAUGCCACUCCAAGCCACCCCUUUGCAGCGAACGAAUCUCCAGCCAAAAGAGGCAUACGAGAGACGAGCCUCCCCGCGUCUCUGCGGACCGGCAGGAGAGUUCAGGCUAAAGUGACAGGAACGCUAGCAGGGGUCCUCCUUCCCCAGAAUCCAAAAUUCUGCGAACGCGUGAGG